This is a messenger RNA of Drosophila innubila, 1239 nucleotides long. It is a transcript of the gene Gr57a, whose product is annotated as putative gustatory receptor 57a. Gene Ontology annotation, cellular component: membrane. The coding region runs from base 1 to 1239 and encodes 412 amino acids. Lineage: Eukaryota; Metazoa; Arthropoda; Insecta; Diptera; Drosophilidae. The record is from RefSeq and is a predicted model, not a curated record. Gene Ontology annotation, biological process: sensory perception of taste. The transcript is spliced from 3 exons.
AUGGCCAUAUUUUAUUAUUUUCGGGAGCCCAGAACUCUGCACAAUUGUGUCAGUCUCGUUUGUGGAGUGCAGUUCAUCGUGUGUUGCAAUGGAUUUUUAAAUCAUGGCGGACAUUUUGUAAUCAAUAAGUGGACACGUUUUUAUUCCAUGUGCUGUGCCAGUCUCGCAGUGUUGGGAUUGUACGGUUGUCUCUAUGCCAUGGUGCGAAAUGAUGCCCUCAGGUCACGUGUCCUUCGCCUGGACAAGCUGGUGUUGAGCAUUAUGGGAUUGGAGUUGGUUAUAUCAUCGUUAGUCUUCAUCUUGACGGUGCUAUCACUGCAGGCCGGGGCAAAAAGACAUCUCAGAAUCUAUGAACGUCUGGCGGAGAUUGAUAGGCAAUUGAUCCGUGACUUUGGGGCCAAUCUUAACUAUCAUAAAUUGUAUCGCAAGAAUAUUCUCUUGCUGUCCGUGAUGGCUGUACUUUAUCUAGGGGCGGUCAACACGGCCCUGGUGCAUGGCGCCGAGGGACACCAUCUGGAGAUUGUUGUGCCCGCCGCAUUGUGUUAUAUACUGAUCACCAGUGGACCUCAUCAGACUGGAUAUGUGCACAUGACACUCACUGAAUUACUGAGCAUUCGCUUUCGCCUGCUGCAACAGAUUCUGCAGCCUGAGUUCCUUUACAGGCGCUUUGGCAAAGGGGAAUUAUGUGAAAGACGUUUGAGAAGCCUGGUGGAGAUGGUCAAGGAACUGCACUACAUUAUUCGGGAGAUCAAUGAGGUCUAUAAUCUGAGCUUAUGGUCAGCCAUGGCACAUGACUUUACGCUGAGCACAAGUGAACUAUAUAUUAUAUUUGGUCGUUCCGAUAACGAUAGCAACGAUGGCAUCAGUUUAAUGUUACUCGGAUUCCUUUGCAUCUGCAUGUUGGUUCCUUUCUACAAGAUGCUCAUUGCUCCCGUCUACUGCAGCAAGAGUGUGGACGAGGGAAGGAAGUGUCUCCGCCUGCUCGAGAAACUGGACAAUUGGUUUCCUGACAGUCCGACUGUCAGACACCUCGUCGCCUCCACGAUGCGUUGGCGCCUCCAAUUCAAGGUCGAAUUCACCAGCGGCACAAGCAUUGUCCUUAACAAAACUGUCAUUACUCUGUUCGCCUCGAUUGUGUUCAACUAUUUGCUCGUUCUCAUACAGUUUGCGAUGACCCAGAAGUUGGGUGAACAGGUUGAACAACAGAAAGUCGCGUUGCAAGAAUGGAUAGGCAUAUAA